Messenger RNA from Anarrhichthys ocellatus (wolf-eel), 1368 nucleotides. RefSeq names its product glutamate-rich 2 (gene erich2). The record is from RefSeq and is a predicted model, not a curated record. Bases 190 to 1113 code for a protein of 307 amino acids. The transcript has 11 exons. NCBI's taxonomy places the organism in Eukaryota, Metazoa, Chordata, Actinopteri, Perciformes, Anarhichadidae.
GGUAGCUAACUUUACCUGCUAAUUUAAGCUAGUUAGCACCUAGCUAACUGCCUUGGUAAGUGGACGUCAUGAUUGAAAACGUAACGUCAGUUAUUUCAGUACCACGAAUGUUGCUUCAGCAGCUUCCAUUGACUAAAUAAAACACGUAACGAGUUAAACAACACACAGUAAGCUCCACUGAAGUAUCACAUGUUAACCUUGAAUCCAUAUAGAAACGUUAGGAUUUUAAAAUCCAUGCUAAUUAAUGCACAAACAAUAAUAAAGUUACAUGACUUCUGUAAUUUCAUGUUCAGGUUAGAGUGUUUGGGGAAAUCCUCCACGGGUCCACAGAAACAGUCGGCAGCAGAAGUUACCUCUGCUCAUGCUGAGACGUACAAACCCAAUGACAACAUGGGGGAAAACAAAGUCACUGAUAAACCUCGCAGGACUCUUCCAGCCCAGCUGCUUCGUUCUGUAAAGGUUUCUUGCCAAGAGACUCAAAAGUCUGGGUUUCCAAGUGUGGCCGUGCCGGAUACAGACAAGUUCUCCCCAAAGAAAUCCACCAAGAUAACACCAAGGGUUGGAGAACACACGCAGUCGGCUACAGUGCCCGAUGACGAGCUGAAAAUCAAAGACCUGAGAAGCGUUGAGCCCCCAGACUCAAUACUAACAGGAGGAACAACACAUUCUCCUCCACCAGCUAUGCCUCUCACGACUCAUGAGCCAAAUGUGGAGGAAGAACAGACCGAGGAAGAGGAUGUUGAGGAUGAAGACAUUAAGGCACCAGUGCAGCUGAUAAUGAAGUUCCUCGGAGCUAUGAUGGACAGAGACUACCUGCUGGCCAGCAAACUGUGUCGGAUGAUUCUCAUCUACGAACCAGACAAUCCUGAGGCCUCUGAGUUCCUCCCGCUGAUCCAGGGGAAGCUGUUGGAGGAGGCAGAGCAGAGCACUGAGGAAGAAGAAGAAGAAGAAGAUGAUGAUGAUGAUGAGGACUCUGGGAGCGACGAGGAGUCAUCUCAGAGCUCAAGCUGCUCCUCUUCAUCUUGCUCCUCCUCCUCAUCCUCAGAUGAUGAUGAAGAAGAAAAGCAAGAAAACAGACACAAGCCGUGUCCUCCUUCUCACGUUUCCCCCUGAAAAUAUUUUAUCAAAACAACCGAGGCAAUGACAGGCCCGGCUCUGUUCACAUGUAGCUGCUACGUUUGUCUUUGUGCAUUUUGAAGAUGUUGUGACAUUUAUGUAUCUCUUUAUAUAUUUCAUCUGCAAAUAACAUAUUGUUGACAAAGCUGAAUGGAAGCAUAAAUAUAUAGAAGUUGGACUACAAAAAGAUGUAAAGUUAAUUGUGACAUUUUUCCGCUCCCUACAAAAAAUACAUAAAAUCUUUCAUGUGAA